Acipenser ruthenus (sterlet) is the source of this 8367-nucleotide messenger RNA. Its product is annotated as E3 ubiquitin-protein ligase HECW1-like. The record is from RefSeq and is a predicted model, not a curated record. Lineage: Eukaryota; Metazoa; Chordata; Actinopteri; Acipenseriformes; Acipenseridae. Gene Ontology annotation, molecular function: protein binding; ubiquitin-protein transferase activity. Gene Ontology annotation, biological process: regulation of dendrite morphogenesis. The transcript is spliced from 30 exons. Bases 457 to 5268 code for a protein of 1603 amino acids.
AUUCAAACAGCAGUCUCUUCCGAGAGAGGAAGGUACACAUCUAUCAGCACUUUUUAUGUGGUAGUAAAAAAAACGGCGUACUUAGUUGGAAGCAGUAAAGAGGAGGAACCAGAUAAUCUAAUUAUGCAAAGAAAUUGAUUGUGAUUGGCUGCAGCUGUCUGGUACCCAGAAAGAGUCAGAAGAAUGGAAAGGGGGAUGUUGUGUGCAGCGAAAUAUUGUAGGAUCUGUUGUUUGUACAGGAAUAUGGUACGUCAAUGACUGGGCUUUGUGCCCCGCUACUACACCUAGUCAUGAGAGCCACGUUUCGGAUAUAAGAUGGACAGUGGAGUAUGAUUCACACAGGUGAUAUUGUUCCAGGUGACACACACUGAUUGGCUUGACAGUGAUAACAGAGGUUGUCUGUUGAUCCUCAGUCCUCCUGAUUGGAACUGAUGUGCUUUCAAUUGACGGGUCAUUAUGCUGCUGCACCUGUGCAGUGUUAAGAACUUGUACCAAAACAGGUUUCUAGGCGUGGCAGCUAUGGCAUCACCAUCCAGGAGUUCUCAGAACAGACGUCGAUGUAAAGAGCCAAUGCGAUAUAGCUACAACCCUGAGCAGUUUCAUAAUGUUGGUGUCCGGAAUCAAACCCAUGAAGCCAUCACCAUGCCAAGGUCUAACAGUGACACAGACCUAGUUACCUCAGAUAGCCGCUCAACGCUGAUGGUCAGCAAUUCUUACUAUGCCAUUGGGCAGUCUCAGAACAUUGUAAUUUGUUGGGACAUUAAAGAAGAGGUAGAUGCCGGAGACUGGAUCGGAAUGUAUCUUGUAGAUGAGGUGCUUUCUGAAAACUUUCUGGACUAUAAGAACCGAGGUGUCAAUGGAUCCCACAAAGGUCAGAUUGUCUGGAAAAUUGAUGCCAGCUCUUACUUUGUGGAACCUGAAACGAAAAUCAGCUUUAAGUAUUAUCACGGAGUGAGUGGAGCUCUACGGGCCACAACUCCCAGUGUGACUGUGAAAAACCCCUCUGCUGCUGUCUUUAAACCCAUCACCAGUGAAGAAGUGGCACAGAGUCAGGGGAGUCGAAGACUGAUCAGUUUUUCUCUGUCAGAUUUUCAAGCUGUGGGACUGAAAAAGGGAAUGUUCUUCAAUCCAGACCCUUACCUGAAGAUAGCCAUCCAGCCUGGGAAACACAGCAUCUUCCCAGCUUUGCCUCACCACGGACAAGAGAAGAGAUCUGGGAUAGUCUACAACACCAUCAACCCUGUCUGGCAAAGACAGCUGUUCAGUUUCGUCUCUGUGCCCACGGAUGUGUUGGAGAUUGAAGUGAAGGACAAGUUUGCCAAAAGCCGGCCGAUCAUAAAACGCUUCCUGGGAAAGCUCUCUAUGCCAGUGCAGAGGCUCCUGGAGAGACAUGCUAUAGGGGACAGAGUCUUAAGCUACACCCUGGGCAGGAGGCUGCCAACAGAUCAUGUCAGUGGGCAGCUGCAGUUCAGAUUCGAGAUAACAUCUUCCAUUCAUCAAGAUGAUGAAGAGGUCUCAGUCAGCACUGAACCUGAAACAGCAGCUGCCCAGGAGGCUCAAGAGGACUUGGAUGCAGAUCCUUGCUGCGAACCCCAAGUGGCUCAUAGCAUCAGCAUGGAGCCUGCAGCACCAGAGCAGAUAAAUGGAUGUUAUGAAGCCUCUUUAAAUACAGGUUCCAGCAGUCCUGAGGCAGCAACUUCAAUGAAGGAAAUCAGCCAUCUGGCUGUUAGUGAAGUCCAGAGUGAAGAAAAGGAAGAAAGUGAACCAAAAGUAGAAGAGACAGGUAUUCUUAGGGAUCCUACACCAAAUGAAGAGCAACCACCGUCAGACCCUCAAACAGUAUCAGAAGACCCACAUGUAUGUGUCAGCUUACAGGUGGAAAAUGAAACAGAUGAAGGUAAUACUCAAGGAGAAGAAUUGGGGGAAGCCCCUUCCGAAGCACCAGCUGAUGUGGACCACUUAGACAGCACACUAAGCGAGGCAACAGGCGAGGACAAAGGGGCAUCGUUUGAACCAAUGGGAGGCACUUUGGAGCAGGAAGAGGAAGAGGAUGAGAGCAGCUCACUGCGGAUGAGGACAGCUCUAAAACGGAAAAACAGACCUUGCUCACUACCCGUCUCUGAACUAGAGACAGUCAUAGCCUCUGCCUGCGGGGAACCAGAAACACCGCGCACUCACUACAUCCGCAUUCACCAUUUGCUUCACAGUUUGCCCUCGGCCCAAAUGAGCGACUAUACUGAGGAGGACACUGCCAAUCCUGAUUCAGAGGAUGUGACACUCAAGCCAAUGGAAGAGAAGAACCUAACAGAUCCAGCAGAAGAUAGUUCCUCUGAGACUCAGUCCCACAACAUCACGUUGGACUCAGACAAUUGUGGACGAAGGACUUUACCCCGCAGCUUGUCCAUUGAGCGCCUCUCAGAUUUGAACCAGCUGCUGGAAAGUGAGCAGCCAAGGAUGAAGAGUGAGAGCGAUUCAAGUCUGAGGCCGACAGGGGAGAAUGACUGUGACAUGUGUGACACCUCCUGUUACAGCACCUCUUGCUACAGCACGUCUUGUUACAGCACCUCCUGCUACAGCAACUCGGGCUACGAGGGCGCCAACCGCUACUCAAGCCAUACCCGUUUCUCUUCGUUGGACAGCGCUCGCAUUUCCGAGAGCACCGUCUUUUCCUCGCAAGACGAUGAAGAAGAAGAGAACAGUGCCUUUGAAUCAGUUCCUGAUUCAGCGCAGAGCCUGGACCCCAAUGAUCGGGAGGCAGGUGACAGCACCACCCAGUGGCCAGACCAGACUGCGCAAGAUGGGAGUCCACAGAGUAACACUGAAAGUAGCGAAUCUCCAGUGGCAGGACCAAGUAACAGAACGGAAGGCAAUUGUCCCUUGCCAUCCAGUCAUCCACCAGUCAGCCAACUACCUGCUUUGCGACCUGAUCCUCACCAUUACCCAACGAUUGAUGAACUGUUGCCACCAAAUUGGGAAGCGAGAAUUGACAGCCAUGGAAGAGUGUUUUACGUGGAUCAUAUAAACCGAACCACCACCUGGAAACAGCCCACAACAGCAGCCACCCAAGAUGGGAUCCGACGGUCAAGUUCUGUACAUCAAAUGGAGCAGCUGAACAGGAGGUACCAGAACAUUCAGAGGACCAUUGCAACAGAGAGAACGGAGGAUGAGGCAAGCAGUCAGAGCAGCGAAAGAUCAGGGACAAGUGAAACGGAUUCAGAUUUCCUGCUGCAAACCACAGAAACAAGAAGAGAAGGGCCCUUGUCUCCUGUCAACAGUCAGAAGAUCACCCUGUUACUGCAGUCCCCAGCUGUCAAGUUUAUCACACACCCCGAGUUCUUCACAGUGCUCCAUGCAAACUAUACUGCCUAUCGCAUGUUUACGAGCAGUACUUGCCUGAAGCACAUGAUUCUGAAGAUCCGCAGGGAUGCUCGCAACUUUGAGCGCUAUCAGCACAACAGGGACCUGGUGACAUUCCUCAACAAGUUUGCUGACACUCAGCUGGAGCUGCCACGGGGCUGGGAGAUCAAAACUGACCAGCAAGGCAAGUCCUUUUUUGUUGACCACAACAGUCGAGCCACAACCUUCAUUGAUCCCAGAAUUCCUCUUCAAAAUGGCCGCUUGCCAAAUCAUUUGACACACAGGCAGCAUCUGCAGAGACUUCGCAGUUACAGUGCUGGAGAGGCAUCCGAUGUAUCCAGAAGUCGAGGGGCAUCUUUGUUAGCAAGACCUGGCAAUACCCUGGUAGCGGCAAUCAGGAACCAAUAUCACCAUGAUGCAGUACCAUUAGGCUAUAAUGACAAGAUAGUAGCUUUCCUUCGCCAACCCAACAUUUUUGAGAUGCUUCAGGAGAGACAGCCAAGCCUGACCAGAAACCAUGCACUGAGGGAGAAGAUUCAUUACAUAAGAACAGAAGGCACUCACGGAGUAGAAAAGUUAUCGUGUGAUGCAGACCUGGUCAUUUUGUUAAGCCUCUUUGAAGAAGAGAUCAUGUCGUACGUCCCGCCACAUUCCUCAUUUCAUGCCGGCUUCAGCUUCUCUCCCCGUUGCUCUCCUGGGUCCUCACCUCAGAACUCCCCAGGAUUGCAGAGAGCUAGUGCCAGGGCCCCUGCACCGUACCGCAGAGAUUUUGAAGCCAAGCUCCGCAACUUUUAUAGAAAGCUGGAGGCAAAGGGCUAUGGACAAGGGCCAGGAAAAAUCAAAUUGAUUAUCCGUCGAGAUCACCUGCUGGAGGGCACUUUUAAUCAGGUGAUGGCCUACUCACGCAAGGAACUCCAGCGAAACAAGCUCUAUGUCUCAUUCGUGGGUGAGGAAGGCUUGGACUACAGUGGACCCUCAAGAGAAUUCUUCUUCCUGCUUUCCCAAGAACUCUUCAACCCCUACUAUGGCUUGUUUGAGUACUCAGCCAAUGACACGUACACAGUGCAGAUCAGCCCCAUGUCAGCAUUCGUCGAAAAUCAUCUGGAAUGGUUCAGGUUCAGUGGCCGUAUCCUUGGCCUGGCGCUGAUUCACCAGUACCUGCUGGAUGCUUUCUUCACAAGACCUUUCUACAAGGCUCUGCUGAGGCUACCGUGUGACCUGAGUGAUCUAGAGUACCUGGAUGAGGAGUUCCAUCAGAGUUUACAGUGGAUGAAGGACAAUGACAUCACUGACAUCCUGGACCUAACCUUUACUGUAAAUGAGGAGGUGUUUGGACAGGUUACAGAAAGGGAGUUAAAGUCUGGUGGUGCCAAUCUGCAAGUGUCAGAGAAAAACAAAAAGGAGUACAUCGAGCGAAUGGGGAAAUGGCGAGUGGAACGAGGAGUGGUUCAGCAGACAGAAGCUUUGGUUAGAGGCUUCUAUGAGGUUGUGGAUUCAAGGCUAGUGUCGGUUUUUGAUGCCAGGGAACUGGAGCUCGUUAUAGCCGGCACUGCUGAGAUUGAUUUGAAUGACUGGCGAAAUAACACUGAGUACCGGGGAGGUUACCAUGAUGGUCACAUUGUAAUCCGGUGGUUCUGGGGAACGGUGGAGCGUUUUAACAACGAGCAGAGGCUGCGGCUGCUGCAGUUUGUCACCGGCACCUCCAGUGUACCCUACGAGGGGUUUGCCGCCCUCAGAGGAAGUAAUGGACUCAGGAGAUUCUGCAUAGAGAAGUGGGGCAAAAUUACUUCUCUUCCCAGGGCACACACGUGUUUCAACCGCCUUGAUCUCCCUCCCUAUCCAUCCUACACAAUGCUGUAUGAGAAGCUGCUGAUUGCUGUGGAGGAAACCAGCACGUUUGGGCUGGAGUGAAGACCAGAGACUGAUGUCCAAUUCAAUGGUUGCUGACAUUACCCUUUUCAUAUUAUUUCAUUUUAAGAAGACAAUAUCGUCUCUUUUAUUUUUUAUUUUCUAAAUAAAUAUGUAAAUAUAUACAAGGAUAUGCAUGUAUUAAUCACCUGAUAUAAUGUAUCCGCCCUGGGGGCUUGCAAAAACCAACUUUAAAGUUGUAUAUGCAAUAGGAAAUAACUGUCUCCAGCCUUCUCAAAGCUUUGAGGUAACCACCAUCGAUACAACCACACAGGUUUUACUGCAAAGCAAACAUAGCUGUCCUUCACCGUCCCCUUCAUUACACCAGAACAAUGCAAGCAUUGACAUGAAAACCAUUGUGUUCUGCCUCUCAACGUGACCCACCAUUCAAACACCCCACACUGUCCACCAUUGCCCAUCCCUGACCAACCCAUUGUUGCACCACACUUACUUCUGAAGACUAUGGAAGAAUGUUUUGCAGAUUGACUGCAGAAAAAAAAAAUACUGUGGAAUUAUUUUGUACAUUACAUUUAAGAAAUGUCUGAUUUCUUUUAUGGAAGUUUUUUUUUGUUUUAAAAAAACUAUUGCUUUACACACCUUUCAGUCACGUCAGCCAAAACCUUCUGUGGAAGUAAAACACCAAGAGAUCAUGUUACUCAUGAGAGUAUAUGUACCCUUUCUACCAUGCAAUGAAGUGGCCUGUAGCUUGCGCUUCAGCAGUCCAGAAGACAUCUUUAUGUUUGUUGCAGUAGAAGCACAAGCUCUACAAAUCCAUCUCAUUGUCAAACAUUAUGGACAAAUGUGUAUGUCUGAUAAUAAUGUUACAAUUUGGUUAUUAGGAUUUAUUUUAUUUAUUUAUUUAUGUAUUUACUUCCUUUUCCUGCAAAUGACUGAAAAUUCUUAUUAAAUAUCAGAAGCCAUUUUUUAUUAUUUAUUACAGCCAGGGCUGUAGAUUUUAAUUUUAAUUUUUAGUGAUGGGUUCUGAGUUCAUACCUUCGUAGUGGCUACAGAGUUUAACAGUUAAAGGACUAGAGAUCCUGCUGAAAUAAAAAGAUGGGUUGAGCAAGCCUAAUUUUCUUUUUAGUAACAUAUCCCAAAUUAGUUAAUAAUCAAUUGAAAAGGUGGCAGAUAUAAUUGUGUACUACGAUAUAAAAGCAAAUAUAUCAGAAGGACACCUUGCACUUCGGUGUGCCACCAUUUACAUCAGCCUAAUGUACAGCUUUCUAGGACUGGCUACACUGUAAGGUAAAAAGAUGGAGGCCCAAUUACUGUACAUAAUGCAGCUUAAAAGGGCUAAAGUUUGCUCAAAGAAGACAAUUUAGUUGUAAGGGAAUCUCCAAUUGAAUAAUGCUGUCUUAAGUCUACAGAAGGCCAUUGAAGCAAAGAUAAAUGGGUUCAAGAGGGAGAUUGAUGUGUUCUUCAGAAUGAUUGAAUAGAUCUGGGGAGAAAGCAGGAGCAGGUCUUUCACUAUUAAUACAAUUUCAUUAGUCCUUAUAAAGUUGGCCAAAUGACCUCUUAUGCCUCCACAGACCAGGGAAUGCAAAAAAAGAAAUGCUUCUCUAGCCAGGGAAAUGCAACUUGAGGAAAUUGACCUCUUAAACCUUACUGAACACACGUGGGACUUACAUAGGAAGUGUCAAGUUUGAUUUCUGAUGUUCAAACUUUUUGGCAGUAGAGUGUUUCCACCACAAAUAAUCAGUUUUCCUCUUUAAAAACAAAAUAACUAAAAUCCAUUAUCGGUUUUAAAAAAUAAACAACUUUAAAAUCAGUUAAAACAUUACCAAAUGUUAAUGUAUCCUUAAUUAAGAAAAAACAAAACACUAUCUAUUACUCAUGAAUGAAAAUAGCAAACAAAGAAUAAUAGUUUUUGGGGUUUUGAUUUUUUUUUUAUCUCCCUUUAGUGUACAGCAGCUAUUUUUAGAUUUCAACCUGUUCAGUUUUAUUUAACUUUAGUACCCUCAGCAGGCCAUUCUUGUAUUCCAUGUGGUGAUGCCAGACAGACUAGAGGCUGGCUGGUGUCCGGGCCUAGGUGAAAACUGUAUUGUGUUUUCUGAAUACUGUAAUUGGAAUAAUUGUUUUGUAAAUUAUGUAACAAAGAAAUUGACAUUCUAUAGGAAAAAAAACUGAAUAAUUUAAUGUUGGGGUUAUCAUUAAUUCUAUGUUGGUUUACCCUACAAUGUUAAAAAGUAUGUUGUUCUGCAAAAAAAGCUUUCAUCUGCAUUCAGAGGUGAAAUGUCAAGAAAAGUCAGAAGAAAAUGACUUCAGAAAAAAAAAAUCCUUCUAACACUAGCUACAGUUGUUUGGCUAUUUGACAGUUUAUAAAUCUGUAAACGCAAACGUUUAUGAACCAAGAAUAUAGAUUAUGCACAGAUAUUUAAUGAAUCCAUUGCCAUAUCUGCUCGUUUGUGGCAUUGAAAAUGAGGGCAUAUGGGAAUCUGGGAUAUGGCAUCUUGGAGCCACGUAACACAAUGACAAGAAGGUGUCCGAAUAGUUCCAAUAUAAUGUAAAAAAACAAAAACAUCCAAACUGAAUAUAAAAUAUCCACCCAAACUCGUUGACAUCGAGUUUUUGUUGUAUUUAUUUAUUUAGUUAUUCAUUUAUCUGUUCUGUUCAUGUGUUUGUUUUCUACUGAUAUUAUCCUUUCACACACAAUUCCCACAUGUAAAUAACAGGAAGAAUAUUAAUCAAGUUCAAUCAAGUUCCUGCAGAGCUGUUGUAGAAUGUAAUGUAGAAGUGUUUUUUAAAUUUUUUUAUUGAAGUUGUGUUUAGAAGAUAUCCCAACAGGAGGAUGCUGGUCCUUUUCCCAUCCCCUUUUCACCUGCAUUGUGUGUAAACCAUGUCUAGAUAAAGUACUGUUUUCAGAAGAACUGGGCGCAAAAUGAGCUUCAGGUUCAGUGUUAAACAACAUAUUUAAAUUGACUUGCAGAUUUACACAUUUGAUUUUUUUAUGAGAUUACUCCCGCUGGUCUCUUAACAAGGGUGAACUCAUGUAAUGGCUGAUUUGCUUUGUUUUAAUAACAGGUCACUUAAUUCUCAGGCUGUGCUUUCUAUUUAAUCAUAUCACUGUAGAGGAAUGUCAAUAAACUAUCACUUUGUUAUGCA